CCUAAAUCCAACUGCAUAGGUAUAAAAUCAUAAAAUCCUUCGCUUGCUUUCUCCCAGUCCGCGGGCUUUGUAUUCAGGUCUAGGGUUUCUUAUCCCCAAAAGCGGAUAGACAAAGAUCGUCGUCGACAUGACUUUCAAGCGAAGAAACGGAGGGAGGAACAAGCACGGUCGUGGGCACGUCAAGUUCAUCCGCUGCUCUAAUUGUGGAAAGUGUUGUCCUAAGGACAAAGCUAUAAAAAGGUUUGUAGUGAGAAACAUUGUUGAGCAGGCUGCUGUUAGAGACGUACAGGAAGCUUGCGUCUAUGAUGGUUACAUGCUUCCUAAGCUGUACAUCAAAAUGCAGUACUGUGUUUCCUGUGCUAUUCAUUCUCACGUAGUGAGGGUUCGAUCUCGCACCAAUAGGAGAAUCAGAGAACCUCCACAGCGCUUCAGACGCAGGGAAGACAUGCCAAAGCCUGGUGGUGCUCUUGGUCAAGCUGGACGCCCUGCUGGAGCACCAGUUGCUGCCCGGGCUUAAAUGUUCUCUGGUUCUUCGCCCAUUCGAUUUGUAGGUUUUGUGCAAGGCCAUUGGUUUUGAUGCUUUAAUAAUUAUGCAAUAUAGUAUUCUGUCGCCUGAUUCCAUGUUAAAGUGCCCUCUUUUCUAUAAAGCCAACUCUAUGAACUUUUGGUCUACAGAGUAAGCAAUCUUAUACUUUGAUGUUUAAACAAUUGGUUCUUUGGCCUACGCGAUUAGCAAAGAUUUUGAUACUUGUGUAAUUGUGUUGGUUGAUAUUUUUAUGAGAAAGAACAUGCGCCGUUUGUCAA
Messenger RNA from Carica papaya (papaya), 804 nucleotides. Its product is annotated as small ribosomal subunit protein eS26x-like. Lineage: Eukaryota; Viridiplantae; Streptophyta; Magnoliopsida; Brassicales; Caricaceae. Gene Ontology annotation, molecular function: mRNA binding; structural constituent of ribosome. The record is from RefSeq and is a predicted model, not a curated record. Gene Ontology annotation, cellular component: cytosolic small ribosomal subunit; ribosome. Gene Ontology annotation, biological process: translation.